AUGGUUGAGGUCUCGUUUUUGGAGCUUGGUGGAUGGUUUUCAGUUUGUUGUGUAGUCGUUGGUGGUCAGGUUGCAGCUUGGUCUCGGUUUGGUGAUGGUUUUAUAUGUUCUUUUAUUGGAAUCGAUUGUUGGCAUCCAGACGAGAACAAGGUCUUGAAUAUUAAGCUUGGGGAUAUGGAACUUAAGGGCGAGUUUCCUCUUGGUGUUGCAGGUUGUUCAUCCCUGACAGUUAUCCGGAGAGAUCCCUGUGAAGCUUGGGAAUUGCACUUUAAUAUCCUUAUACUUGCCAACAACAAUUUGUCUGGACAAAUCCCUGCUCAAAUUGGUCUACUCUCUCGAAUGGAGACAUUUAACGUGUCUAACAACAACUUGACUGGGCCAAUUCCAACGUUCAGUAAUGCUUUUAUUCCGGCGGAGAGUUAUGUGAAUAAUGCAGGACUAUGUGGCAAUCCUUUGCCUCCUUGCCGAGAUUCUUCAAAGAAAACCAAUAUUGCAGCCAUUGUUGGGGCGACUUUUGCAGGCUCCGCUGUUGGAAUUGGCAUUUGGAUAGGCAUGUUCUUCUAUUUGUGUAAGGCGUCCAGAAAGAAGAAAGAAGAGGGAAGAAGUAAAGGGAAUAUAAUUGGGUUAGGAAGAACUGGGACAAUAUACAAGGCAGUACUUGAAGAUGGCACCUGCCUCAACGUGAAGAGAUUGCAGGGAUUCUGCACGACUCAGGAGGAGAGACUUUUAGUGUACAAGCACAUGUCCAACGGCAGCCUCCAUGAUAAACUACACUUGAAAGACGGGAACGAACCUAUGGAUUGGCUUUUAAGGCUCAAAAUUGCAAUUGGGACAGCGAAAGGAUUAGCGUGGCUACACCACAUCUGCAAUCCUCAUAUUAUCCACCGAAACAUAAGUUCCAACUGCAUCUUACUGGAUGUUGAUUGCGAACCCAAAAUAUUAUAUUCUGGACUUGCUAGUCUCAUGAAUUCCAUCGGAGCUCAUUUAGGUACUCGUGUAAACGGUGAAUUUGGGAACGUGGGAUAUGUUGCUCCAGAGUAUUUUAGAACAUUGCUGGCCACUCCAAAAGGGGAUGUUUACAGUUUUGGGGUCAUGCUUCUUGAGUUAGUAACAGGUGAGAGACCGACCAAGGUGGCUGAAGACCCCGAAAGAUUUAAGGGUAAUAUAGUGGAUUGGAUUUUCCAGCUCUCUGGAACCUAUAAACUUCAGGAUGCAAUUGAUCAGUUCUUGGUAGGAAAAGGUUAUGAUGCUGAACUUUCCGAGUUUCUUAAUGUUGCCUGUAGUUGUGUGCUGACAGAUGCUAAAGAUCUAGUGAAUUUCACGUGA
Messenger RNA from Fraxinus pennsylvanica, 1326 nucleotides. Lineage: Eukaryota; Viridiplantae; Streptophyta; Magnoliopsida; Lamiales; Oleaceae. The record is from the annotation of a GenBank genome assembly.